Aspergillus terreus NIH2624 is the source of this 1164-nucleotide messenger RNA. RefSeq names its product protein kinase family protein. The record is from RefSeq and is a predicted model, not a curated record. Lineage: Eukaryota; Fungi; Ascomycota; Eurotiomycetes; Eurotiales; Aspergillaceae. Bases 1 to 1164 code for a protein of 387 amino acids. Gene Ontology annotation, molecular function: protein kinase activity; ATP binding. The transcript has a single exon. Gene Ontology annotation, biological process: protein phosphorylation.
AUGUCUCAAACGAUUGUUUCUCCAUUUCGCGAGCUGGAAUUCAAGUCGUUCCACGAUUGGAAUGGUGAUCGUCCCUCACAGACCCUGAUCUUCCACGACGACUCCUCUUUAUGGUGGACCAAAGUCGAGAUAGCUUGGUCACUACCGGCGUCCAUACUGGAAUCGGGCUAUCUCAAACGUUGCUCUAUGUUCCAAGAGUUCAUCAGGUCUAUCGACUUUGGUCAAUUAGAUCUGAUGGACGAUACUGUGACUCACAUCAGUCUAACCUUGGCUGAGCAAAGCCAUAAGCCGAUUCCGAUUCGGGUUGUUCCGAAUGACCAUCAGACAGAGACGAAUUUCUUUCUGUCUGUUGCCGAUCGAAUAACCUUCCAGAUUGAAGAAGACCCAGGGAGAGUCAUAUACCCGAUUCUUGACCAUACUCAUAAUCUACCUACCUUUGAGGCUAGUCACCUAGAAGACGACGAGUUCAUCGCCCCAACUGUCUCCACAGUCCGUUUCGAGCAGAAACGGUUCGCAUACAAAAAGAUCGACCGCCCUAUUUAUGCACCAGGAGACUCAGAGCAUAUUCUGAAUGAGAUUGGCGCUCUCGCACAAUUUCACGGACAACCAAACAUUGCACCAAUACUCGGGGUCGUUAUAUCUGAUAAUCCCUACAAGACCCGUCCGUCAACGAUUUCGUCGCCGGUGGUCACAGGAUUUCUCCUCGAAUACUACCCCGGAGGCUCUCUUGAGCAAGCUCUAUCAGAGACUGAAGACCAAGAUGAUUCGUUGCUAAGACGAUGGGCACUACAGACCGAGAGAGCACUGGAAACAUUGCACAUCCAGCGACGGACUCACCUUGACAUCAAACCAUCGAAUAUCGUUCUUGACGCGAAUAAGAAUGCUAUCCUUAUCGAUAUCAGUGGAACUGGGGGGUAUGAAUGGGAAUGGCUCUCGCCGGAGAUGCAAAAGACUAUUCAAACCGCUGCAGCACCUCCUGCUAGUACAUUAUUCGAGACACGCGUCGCUACAGACUGUUGGGCUUAUGGAAAGCUACUCUCGACUAUGGCCAGAAAAAUGAGCACCAGUGGUUUCCGAGAAAGGUUGCAGUCUAUCAGCGAUGACCUGACAAAGACAGAUCCAAAAGCUCGCAUUUCACUAAGCGACGCUCUUAAAAGGAUAUAA